This is a messenger RNA of Parnassius mnemosyne (clouded apollo), 585 nucleotides long. Lineage: Eukaryota; Metazoa; Arthropoda; Insecta; Lepidoptera; Papilionidae. The record is from the annotation of a GenBank genome assembly.
AUGGAGGGGCGGAGGAACUGGGAUGGCGUGCCUUUGGGGGAGUCCCACUCACCACCACAGUCAGUGCCGGGCCGAAGGACCCCGCUGGGCGCUGUCGGUCUUGGCGGGUUUUAUAUGCAAGGUGGCCAGCCUCCGCCGCCUCCGCAACACUGCUAUCCCACAGAUGAAAACCAGCCAGAACCCGGAACCAGUUAUGGUCAAAGAUCGAUGGGAGAUGGUAAGGGUAAACAAAAAAUGCGUCAAGGAAAAACUGUCAGAUUGAACAUAAAUGCAAGAGAACGAAGACGGAUGCACGAUUUGAACGAUGCCUUAGAUGAACUACGAGGUGUCAUUCCAUACGCUCAUUCACCGUCCGUACGAAAAUUGUCCAAAAUUGCAACUUUGUUAUUGGCAAAAAACUACAUCUUAAUGCAGGCCAGUGCCCUCGAUGAGUUAAGAAGAUUAGUAGCAUACCUCCAGAGUACAGCCUCAGCAGCUGGCAUCGUACCACCACCAGGAUUCGACCUGACGGGAUUCCCAGCCGCAGCAAAACUCCUUCAACCCCCUGCGCCAGGGCCACCUGCCCCUCCUGAACCGUCAUCUUGA